CUUUCAGUUUCCCUCGUCUUCCAGGAAACAAGGGGGGAAGAGAGAGAGAGAGCGGGAGGAGGAGGAGGAGGAGGAGGGCGGCCCUGAGGGGAAGAAGGAAGGAAGGGAGGAGGAGGAGGAGCAGGAAGAGGAGGAGGAAGGGAAGCCGGAGACCGAGAGGGAGAGAGGAAGGAAGAGGAAGAGGAAGAGGGGGAGAGGGGCCCCUUCGUCGUCGUCGCCGCCGUCGCCUCGGAAGGAGCCAUGCCCAGAGGGGCCCUCCUUUCGGGAAACCCCGCCGCCAAGGAUUAGAAGCCUCAACUGGGAGGAAGGAGGAAGGAGGAAGGAGGGAAGGAAGGGGAAAGACAAGGCGCCGAGGACUUCCUGCUCCCGUAGUUCCUCCUCCUUCGCCCAGAGAGAUGUCGGAGGGUCCUCCAGUCCAGUGCUGUAUCAAGGAAAGAAUUUCAUAUACCCCUCCAGUGAGUCCAGAACCAAGUUAUACUUCAUCGCCCCCACUACAUGUUCCCGUGUCUCGAACAGCCAGAAUGGAGGACGAUGUCAUCAGACUCCCAGCUCAUCUGCGCUUACAGCCCAUUUACUGGAGCAGGGAUGAUGUGACCCAGUGGCUGAAGUGGGCUGAAAAAGAGUUCUCAUUGAGAACCAUUGACAGCAACACUUUUGAGAUGAACGGCAAAGCACUCUUGCUUCUUACCAAAGAGGAUUUUCGAUAUAGGUCUCCACAUUCAGGUGAUGUGUUGUAUGAGCUUCUUCAGCAUAUAUUGAAGCAAAGGAAUUCUCAUAUGCUAUUUUCACCUUUCUUCCACCCUGGGAACUCUAUCCAUCAGUCCGAUGUGAUAUUACAUCAAAACCAUGAUGAAGACAACUUUGUCCAGAGACCUUCAAGACAAUCAAUGGAUGCCAUCCAUCACAAUCCACCUACCAUUGAACUCUUGCAUCGUUCUAGAUCACCCAUCAGUGCCAACCACAGGGCUUCACCAGAGCCUGAGCAGCGGUCAUUGAAAUCACCAUUGGAGAACACUAUUCGUCGUCUCUCACCAGCUGAUAGGCUCUCGGGGACGAGACACCACCAAGAGAACAAUCACCAAGAGUCAUACCCUCUCUCGGUGUCUCCUAUUGAGAAUAACCACUGCCCAACCCCUUCUGAAGUGCUUCAGAAACCUUCCAGUCCCCGCCAAGAAAACACCAGGGUGAUUCAAUUGAUGCCCAGUCCCAUCAUGCACCCUUUGAUAUUGAACCCCAGGCACUCUGUCGAUUUCAAAGCCUCAAGGUUAUCUGAAGAUGGGCUGCACAGAGAAGUGAAGCCCAUCAACUUGUCCCACCGUGAAGAGUUAGCAUACAUGAACCACAUCAUGGUCUCUGUUUCCUCCCCAGAAGAACAUGCAAUGCCAAUUGGAAGGAUAGCAGACUGCAGACUCCUUUGGGAUUAUGUCUAUCAGCUGCUGUCAGACCCUCGGUACGAAAACUUCAUCCGAUGGGAGGACAGGGAAUCCAAAAUAUUUCGUAUAGUGGAUCCUAAUGGGUUGGCCCGGCUGUGGGGGAACCACAAGAACAGAACAAAUAUGACAUAUGAGAAAAUGUCUAGAGCCCUGCGCCACUACUAUAAACUAAAUAUUAUCAGAAAGGAACCCGGACAAAGGCUUUUGUUCAGGUUUAUGAAGACCCCAGAUGAGAUUAUGAGUGGCCGCACUGACCGGCUAGAGCAUCUUGAAUCUCAGGAACUGGAUGAGCAAAUAUACCAGGAAGAUGAGUGCUGAAGAACAGUUCUGCUUCACUUUGGUCUGCGGAAGAGCAGAUUGUAUGGAGGCACAUUCAGAUGGGAAAAUGAGACCAGGAGGACAUGGCAUUUACCUUGGACACCAUGCAGAACCCCAGGGCACCUUAGCAGAACAAAGCCAUUGGCUAGGGUGAUGUUGGCAGUAGGAUUUGGAAGAGAAAGAGAGAAAGGAACACAGCACUACUAUAUUGUUUGUUUGUAGAGUCCCCCUCAUCCUGGGGUGUUUUUUGUUUUUGUUUGGGAUUUCCCCCUUCUAAUUAACAUACCAUUUGGCCUUUUUAAAUGACUGUUAUAGAGCAAAACAUUCAGGUUUUGCUUAUCCUGAAGGCUUUCCUAUGGAAAUGUAGCACAACUGUUUUCUUGCAGAAUAUCACAAUAUGAUCCCAGCAUAGGAACAAACAGUGAUAAAUGUCACAGGGGGUGUGAUGGUCACAAAAUGUCUCCAGUUCCCUGAAUUGCUUGUAUUCAUUCUUUUCACAAAGAUAAUAGAUCUUGGACUGCAGUAUGUAGUUAAGGAUCUAAAGAAAUGGAGAAAAGUCUUUCUGAUUGUAGGCCUGAGAAUUCUGAUUGGCUGAUAUUGAGACGUCAGAGGGUCAGCUAAUUCCCAGAAUGCAAGGACUUCAUCCAAGCACCUCAGUCCUGCUGGAAUGAGAAAUAAAUAGGAGAAACGCUAGUAAAAUGGAGCAGACUUCUCCCCGCUUUUUCAGCUCAAGCAAGAUUUAAAUGUAAACCACACUGAUGGGAUGGGAUCUUUGCUUGACUAGAUUUGCUGAGCCAACAUCAAUAGUAUUUUCAGUUGCAAGUAGGAGGGGUGUGUGUGUGUGCUGCAUCUGCAUGCACACACAUACCAGUCAGCUGUCACUAGACGCUGGAUGUUAAUCAAAAAACAAAAAGAGGGUUUUAGGGCCUUCAAAAUGGCAACUUAGCCUCUGUGGAAGCUUCUUGUGGAAGAGGCCACAUAUAUCUGGGAAGCUGUCAGUGUGACCAUAUGUGCUAGAAAAUUGACAGUUUAAUUUCUGGGCAGAUCUUCACAUUUCUUGUUUUGUUUGUUUGCUUGUCAUUUCACUCUGCUCCAUCUAAGUGCAGCCUUGGAGUUUUCUGGUCAUCCUACCCAUUUCCCAUGUGUAUUUUAAUUAAAAGAACUAGCAUUCCUGGCCUACCAGAUUAAAAUAAAGUUUCUUUGCAGCCUUAAGGACAAGAGAAGCUUUGCACAUGCAUUUUGUUUGUAGGAAGCCUUAGCCAUUGCAGCCUCAAUAAGUUCUGAAGGUUGUUAAAAUAUUCUGAAGACUGUAGUUCUAUACCACAAAAUAUCAUACUCCUUGUAGCCUUCACAUGUUCUGUGUACUUAUGACGGCUCAGUGUUAUCUGUGUUAACAGCAUCUAUACUUUAUUGACAGGGCUUUCUGUAUCUUACACCAAAAUAUCAGACUUUUGUGCCACAAUAAGUAAAGCCACAUUAGGAAAGAUAAAACUAUAUUGCUUGGAUCUGACAUACAAAUUGAGUAUAUUUUCAUCUGUUUUCUUAAUUUGCAUAGUAUCUUCUGUUUUUAUGGGGGAGCACAGUUCCUGAAUUUUUAUCAUACUUUUUUAAGCAUUUAAGCCUGAGACUCUGAAGAUGUUGAAGCUAAUACUGUUUUACAUCUAAGCCUGCUUGAGAAUAUUAUGUAAUAUACUUAGGCCAGGCCAUUGAUUGGAAAUUUAUGUCAAUAAAAGUUACUUAUUUAUUAAUAGGCUUUCACAAGAAAAUUGGAAAGAGUCCUGCUCCUGGGAUUUUUUACCUUGAAAAUAUUUUAUAGUAAUAUGAGAUAUACUACUAGUUAUGAUAAAAAUUCUUUUUAUUUAAAAUACAACUUAAAGAAAGAAAAUAAUUCUGCACACAUAUGAAAUCUUUAUUCUGUCAUGCAAGUUAUCACUCUUUGCUUUUCAUUCUUCCCCACAGGUGGAUUCUCCUAUUCCUAUCUUCCUUUUCUCCUAACCACCACCACCCCCCCUCCCGCCCCAAUAUCUACUGAUCUUUAUUUAGCUUGUCUGUUACUUAUAUGUUGGCUAGUUAAGUAGUCCAAGAGACUUGGCACUCAGGAUCAGUUCAAACUAGUUCCAGUAGAAUUACUGCUUCCCAUAUGUCUAGAGAUGAAGCAACAUGACCAAAAUGUUUUAUAGAAACAUUUUAUAUGAGAAUCAAAUUUUACUCAUUGUCAAUGUCACAGCUUUCAGAUUAACUAUAUAGAUACAGUAGGCCAUUGUUAUCCACUGGGAUUUGGUUUCAGAACCCACUCGUCCACUCCCCAGGAUUAUCAAAAUCUGUGGACGCUCAAGAUCCAUUAUAUAUAAUGGCAUAGUAGAAUGAUGUCCCUUAUAUAAAAUGGCAAAAUCAAGGUUUGCUUUUUGGUAUUUUGUGUAUAUUAAUAUUUUCGGUUGAUUGAAUUCCAUGGAUGUAGAAUCAGCAGAUAUGGAGGGCUGACUGCUCUUCCAGUUCAGUUUGUGAAUUAGCAGCUCAUCAUUUGCAAAUUACUGCAUAACUUUCAGUUGACUGACUCUGCCAAGAAAAAAAAAAAGGCUACAAUCUGUUCAGUUGCAUUAAAUGCAAAAUAUCCAUCCCAGAUUACAUAAGGCUGCAGUUCUAAAGGGAUAGAAAUGUAAGAGCACAUUCUCACAAUAUGUGUUUUUAUUCAUGCAAGAAGCCCAGACUGUAAAGGCAAUGAAUGAAUGAACUGUGUGUGUGAUCACCAGCCUGGCCAGAAGCAAUGUUGGUUGUUGGAAAAAGAGAAAUUCAUUUGGUGGGCCUUGGACUGGAUCUACACUGCAGAAAUAAUCCAGUUUGACACUACUUUAAACGCCAUGGCUGGUGCCACAACAAACUACAGUUUCCAGAAUUCCAUAGCAUUGAGCCAUGGCACUUACAGCAGUGUCAAACUGGAUUAUUUCUGCAGUGUGAAUCUAGUCCUAAAGAGAGAGGCUAAACCUGCAACUGUAAUUGUGUUUUUCAUAUUCAUAAAUCAGAUUCAGCUUCUUCUUCUUUUUCAUUUCAAAUAGACACUAUGAUUAAAACCUGGUUGCCAGUGGAAAUGGCAUCUAUUAGUCUAAUUGCUAUCUCUUCUUGUUAUGAUACUUUGUGCUUGCUCACCCUACCAGCAGCAAUCACCAAUGUUAAAAAGGAUUAAUAGGAAGUCUGCUCUUAAACUAUACUGAUUUGGGGGAAUAUCUUGCAGCAGCAAAUCCCUUUAAAGUUGCCCUGUACAAACCGAGCAUUUGGUAAGAAAACCUCAAUUCAUUCAAGGGUUGAGGAUGUGUUUCUUUUCCAUUUCUUUUUAAAUGGUUGCUGCCAUAUACUAACUAAGAAUGAAAAGGUGUUUUUUUAAGGAAAAAUCUUUUUAUUUUCUUAAGUAAAUUAUAGUUUCUUGAUGAUGGCUCUUCCUUUUUUCUUUAAGGUGUGGGGUUAAGGGAUUGAACUGAAUGAAUGUAAACAAAGCAAACAAGAAUGCCUCUUCUCAGGGCCAGUGAGUUGCAAAUAAUUUUUAAAUGCUUGUAAUUACAUCAUCUCAAUAAAUUUUUUUUAAUAUAAAUAGAUGUCAUGUUUUUCCAUUUGCAAGAGCAUGUGCAUGUGCCUUCAAUCCACCUAUCAAGUUACAGUGACCCCAUUAAUUUCUUAGGGUUUUCUUAGGCAAGGAAUACUCAGGAGGUGGUUUUGCCAGUACAUGCAGCAUGUCAAAACUGAAGGUGUCAUCCUCAUGACUUACCUAUUUCUAAUUAUAAGCCCCUUUGGCCCA
Messenger RNA from Sceloporus undulatus (fence lizard), 5538 nucleotides. RefSeq names its product ETS variant transcription factor 6 (gene ETV6). Gene Ontology annotation, biological process: cell differentiation; regulation of transcription by RNA polymerase II. NCBI's taxonomy places the organism in Eukaryota, Metazoa, Chordata, Lepidosauria, Squamata, Phrynosomatidae. The coding region runs from base 396 to 1751 and encodes 451 amino acids. The record is from RefSeq and is a predicted model, not a curated record. Gene Ontology annotation, cellular component: nucleus. The transcript is spliced from 8 exons. Gene Ontology annotation, molecular function: DNA-binding transcription factor activity, RNA polymerase II-specific; sequence-specific DNA binding.